Messenger RNA from Rubroshorea leprosula, 746 nucleotides. The record is from the annotation of a GenBank genome assembly. Lineage: Eukaryota; Viridiplantae; Streptophyta; Magnoliopsida; Malvales; Dipterocarpaceae.
CCAUUUUGUUUGGGCAAGCUUCACGCUUUUCUGUUUUCGUUAGCUUCUGUUUCUUCAGACUCCAACUUCCUGAUGGGUUUUUGAAAUGCUUUAGAAAUUUUCGAACUUUUGUUUGACGGGGAAGAAGAAGAAGAGGAGGAGAGUAAUGGCUUGCCGGUGAGGCUUGCCGGAGUCGAUGACGAGUUGCAGAGGAUCUUGGGGUUGACCAUAUUUUGUUUAAAGGAAUUGCAAGAAAGUUCGUAUUAUCUAUAUACGGAGUUUUUGCAAUGAAUUAUUCAGGAUUUGGCAUGUCAGAAGGUCUUCAUGGCUAUAUUCUCAACUUUGGCAAGCUUGUUGAUGAUGUUAUUGAGCUAUGCUCAAAAUUAAAGGUUUCAUUGCCAAUCUUAAUCCUGCAUGGAUGUUGUGACAUGAUGAAGAGGCUUUCCAGCAGCUGCUUGGGAGGUAGGGUGGCCGGUGGCUACCGUCGGUGGGGAAUGGGCUACAAUUUUCUCGGCUAAGAACAAGGGAGGUGGGGAUAUGAUUGCAUGGGCCUUCCUAUUUUUGAGAUACGCCGUGAUUCUAAGAGAUACUGAGAGCAAAAAUAGGAGGUGGAAUGAUUAGUAAAUAUUUGUUUCCAUUUACUAGGUGUAAAACUUUUAUGGGAGGCAUAUGGUUUACGAAUUGUUUGCAGCCGAAAUUCUUUCAUAUACCACGUCAGUCGUAUUUCUGUACACCAAUAUUACAACAAAUAAGAUCAAUGAGUCAUU